Sinocyclocheilus grahami is the source of this 1913-nucleotide messenger RNA. Its product is annotated as protein NLRC3-like. Lineage: Eukaryota; Metazoa; Chordata; Actinopteri; Cypriniformes; Cyprinidae. The transcript has 3 exons. The record is from RefSeq and is a predicted model, not a curated record. The annotation marks the transcript as partial.
UGCUGAAUUCAUUAGAAGCGGUUGAGAAACACACAAGAAAACAAGAGGAUUCCUGGCUGCAGGAACUCUUGAAAACUCACAAAAAGAACAUGAUGGAGAAAGUAGAACACAUUUUUGAUGAAAAAAAGAACAAAGAAGUACAUCUCACAGAUGCUUAUACAGACCUCUUCAUUACAGAGGGGGAUAUUAAAGAAGUCAAUCAUGAACAUGAGAUUCUGAAGAUUGAUAAUCCCUUUAAACCCUGUAAAUUACAGGACAAGCCAAUCAAAUGCAAUGAUGUAUUUAGUCUGAACAAAAAGAAGAAAACAAUUGUGCUGACCAAAGGCAUCGCUGGCAUUGGAAAAACCAUUUCAGUGCACAAAUUCAUUUUGGACUGGACAGAAGGAAAAGCCAAUCAGGAUAUUGACUUUGUGUUCCUACUUCCAUUACGAAAGAUGAACUGCAUCAAAGACAAAGAGAUCAGCCUGCAUGAGAUUCUACAAAGAUUUAAUCCUGAAUUGCAGGGCCUGGAAACAUUGAAGAUAAAUAAGAUAUAUAGUAAUAAGCUCGCGUUUAUCUUUGAUGGACUGGAUGAGAGUCGACUGACUCUGGAUUUUGACACUGGAAUGGUGACGAGUGUUGAGGAGCGAUCAUCUGUAGAUAAACUGUUUGCAAGUCUGGUGAACGGGACUCUGCUUCCAUCAGCGCUCAUCUGGGUGACAUCACGACCAGCAGCAGCCAAUCAGAUCCCUUCUGAGUAUGUCGGGUUGUUCACAGAGGUGCGAGGAUUCACUGACCAGCAGAAGGAGGAGUACUUCAGAAAAAGAAUCACAGAUGAGACUCAGGCCUCCAGAAUCAUCUCACACAUUAAGAAAUCUCGAAGUCUCUACAUCAUGUGCUACAUUCCCGUGUUCUGUUGGAUCACAGCCACUGUUCUUCAACACUUCUCCACUGGAAACAAUGCAGAGGACAUCAACACAACACUCACUGAAAUGUACAUCCACUUCCUGCUGAUACAGAUGAACAUGAAGAGCCAAAAGUGUGACAGAAAAACAGAAAGAGAACGUACUAAGCUCUUAGAUUCCAAUAAAACAAUGAUAUUGAAGUUAGCUAGGCUAGCGUUCGAAGAACUAAAGAAGGAAAAUAUUGUGUUCUCUGAGGAAGAUCUGAAAGCAUGUGGUAUUGAUGUGAGUGAAGACUUUGAGUCCACAGGAAUGCUGACUGAGAUCUUUCAGCAAGAAGCUGGACUUCACGAGAUGAAGGUUUUCUGCUUUGUGCAUCUGAGUGUUCAAGAGUUCCUCGCUGCAGUCCAUGUGUUCCUCUGCUACCUGAACAAGAACAUGGAGGAACUUCAGUUUUUCAUUGAAGAAACAGAAAAUGAGCAAACUGUCUGCUGCAACUGUCUGUUUCUCCCUCAGUCUGAAAGAACCCACAAAAAUAUUGCAUUGCAUGAUUUACUAAAAACUGUUGUUGAUGCUGCAGUACAGAGUCAGAAAGGACAUUUAGACCUCUUUUUACGGUUUCUGCUGGGCAUUUCACUGGAAUCAAAUCAGAAACUGCUCAGAGGCCUGUUCACACACACUGAAGACAGCAGAUACAGUGCCACAGAAGUAACUCGGUACAUUACAGAACAAUUAAAAAGCCAGGACAUCUCACCUGAAACUUCAAUCAACAUGUUCUACUGCUUACUGGAGCUCAAAGACAAUUCAUUUAAUACAGAAAUCCAAAGAUACUUCAGAUCAUCUCCAGGAAGAAGCCUCUCAUCUUCCAUGUGCUCCUUGCUGGCCUACAUACUGAUGAUGUCCGAGGAUGUGCUGGAUGAGUUCAACCUGAAUACGUACGAGACCACAUGGGGAGGCUACAUGAGUCUCUUGCCAGCUGUGAGAUGCUGCAGAAAAGCAAAGCAAGUAACUUUUACUGAUUUUGGGGAGUAA